AAAGGUAAAGUAAAAAAUAGAGAUCCACUAGACAAAAUCGAAAACGCGUCUUUGUGUCUCCGAGAGGAAUUUAGAGAAAAGCUUCUCGAGAUCGCAUCGGGCUCGUAGAUCCAUCUCCUCCUCCAUCCCCGUCUUCCGUUUUCUGAUUCGCCGUCCGGUAAGACCUUCCGGUAUUUGUGAAUCGGAGAAGAGGAAGGCGAAAUAUUCUCGCGUUCCUGGAAAUUGAAUUUCUAGGGUUUCGUUUUUUUUUUAAUUAUUCUGAUUUCGAUUUCGUCAAGGGUGUUUUUCUUAAUUGGUUGAUUGAUCGUAUUUCGGGUUCAAUUGUUGAAAAGUAAUUGAACAGCUAUUGAAAUCUGCUUCUCGUGAUUUGAUUCUGGGUUUCGUUAAUUGGGUUGUUUCGAGGUUAUUUUUGGUUUUAUCCUUUUUGAUUUCUAUACGAUCAAUUUCUCAUUGAGAAGAAUACGAUGGCGGCAGGGGGUGUUGAUGUCUCCAGAAGUUCUGUUGCCGUCGAAAAAGACUACGACUUUUACAGGAAUGGUUCUCGUGAUGUGUAUGUUCGACAGAGUGGUAGAGAUGCCGAGAGGCGUCAAAUCAAACGGCCUAGUGACCAUGAUCUCAGGAGGAAUGAUGGGCGUCACCGAUCACGGUUGGCUUAUGAGAAAGGGGAACUACGAGAGGAAGCGGAGGUUCAGAGACCCUCUGAGAAAAGGAGGAAGUUUUCACCCAUCUUGUGGAAUGCAAAAGAAGAUAAAGUGGGUAGAGCUCCGUCUGGGGAGAAGACAAGGUCUCCUUUCCCUAUUCCGACUACAACUGUGAUAUCCAACCAGGCUGUUGCUGGUAAGACUUCUUCAAAGGAUCAAGUUAAUUUUUUGAUGUCGCCAGAACCUAGUUAUCUUGUUCCAGUGCAGCCUUUAGAAGCCAUGCUGUCUGUGAAACAUUCCGUUGAUGAUUUGGAGGAGGGUCAGUUGGAGGAAGAACAGGUGAUGCAGAAGCAUGUAAAAGAGGGUCUGUUGGAGGAAGAACAAGUGAUGCAGGAACCAUGUAUUAAGACAUCUAGGUGGGGGACAGGUUUGACUUCCCCAAAGGAGGAGUUAAUAUCUCAUGCUGAUAAUGUUUCCAAGACUAGUAGAUGGAACAGGAGCAGUUUGACACCGGAGUGCGAGGAAGUAAUGGUGUCUGAAGAACCGCAGUGCUAUUCAUCUGGAUCUGGCAGUGGACAUCGCAGCGUAGAGAAUCUUAGUGCAGAUGAAAAUUCUGAUCGUGAGUAUUGUAGUUCUGAUCAUGAUGAGUUAGAAAAUGAAGAUCCAGAUUCUUCAACUCAGGGAGGGAUGGACAUGAUGCUUGGGAGCAGGUCUGUGAAUGAAUUUCAGAAGCUAAACAAGAUAAAUGAAGGAACGUAUGGAAUUGUUUACAAAGCAAGAGAUGAGAAAACAAAGGAGAUUGUGGCGCUCAAAAAGAUCAAGAUGAAGGAAGAUAGGUUCGAAGAAGAGUAUGGAUUCCCUUUGACAUCGUUGAGGGAAAUUAACAUACUUCUGUCAUGCAAUCACCCUGCGAUUGUGAAUGUGAAGGAGGUUGUGGUUGGAGGGAAAAACGAUAGUGAUGUAUAUAUGGUCAUGGAACACUUAGAACACGACCUGAGGGGUGUAAUGGAUAGAAGGAAGGAACCUUUUAGCACUAGCGAAGUCAAGUGCUUGAUGAUGCAGCUGUUGGAUGGUUUAAAAUACCUCCACACAAAUUGGAUUAUCCACAGGGAUCUGAAGCCAUCUAAUCUUCUAAUGAACAAUUGUGGGGAGUUAAAAAUAUGUGAUUUUGGGAUGGCACGCCAGUAUGGGAGCCCUAUCAAGCCGUAUACCCAGAUGGUUAUUACUCAGUGGUACAGGCCACCUGAACUUCUUCUAGGAGCAAAAGAGUACUCUACAGCAGUUGAUAUGUGGUCAGUUGGUUGCAUUAUGGCUGAACUGUUGUCUCAAAAGCCUUUGUUCCCGGGCAAGAGUGAGCUUGACCAACUUCAAAAGAUCUUUGCGGUCCUUGGAACACCAAACGAGGCAGUCUGGCCUGGAUUUUCAUCAUUCCCGAAUGCGAAAGCCAAGUUUCCUACACAACCUUACAAUAUGUUACUCUAUUAACUUUGGAUCCUGAGAAACGUCUAACAGUGGAAGAGGCUCUCAACCAUGGUUGGUUCCAUGAAGUCCCGCUACCAAAAUCCAAAGAUUUCAUGCCAACAUAUCCUCCAAAGUGGUAACUGUAAAAAACCUGCCAUCAUUUGAAGGAGAGGAUGUCAACAAAUAUAUAUGCGCGGUACACAGGGAAGUCUGACUGGUCCUAUUUUUGGUAUUUUCCUUAUUUACUCAAAAAGACUUGUUUUCAUCUUUUCUUAACUCAGUUCUUUGUUGGCUGGAGAUUCAGGGUAUUCUAGUGUACCAUUUAUUCGGAAUCAUGUGUAAAUAUAUGUCCGUAAAACUGAAAGGUGUGUUUCUCUCUUUUCGCUUAGAACCCUAAUGGGAUGAGUUUAUUGUUAUCAAGUGAUGUACACCCUAUUGACUCACAGGCUUCAAUGGAAGAAAUUUCAGUUUUCUUGUCUUUUUUUUAUAGUAAUUGGGUUGGGAUGGUUAUUGUUUAUGUCCUCAUAUUUCUUUGUGCCUUGUUUUUUAUUCACGAGGUAAAUGCAAAGAGUUUAUCACAAACGUGGAAAAAGGAAGUUGACAUCAGUAAGUUUAUGUUGAUUACUUAUUUACCACGCUCUCUAUCAAUGUUGGUUUGUUGUUGGAUGUCCCUUUUGUCUUUGAGGUGUUCGUGUUUGGUCUGAUGGCACAGUGAGAAGAAGAUGAUUCUGUGAACAUAAGAGGUAGUUGGCAAUGGUCUUUUCUAUGUUACUCCGAACAUAAUAAUGGUUUUGAGAUGAGCUUUAGAAGAGCAAAAUAAAAUUUUCUUCAACACUAUAUAACCCUUGUCAUCCUUUCUCGUUGGCUUUGUAAACAGCCAAGUUAAUCAAUUCAGUGACGAAUCAAAAAAAAAAAAAGAAUCAGCAUCAUCUUGAUUCUUGGUGGGUAUGUCAAUGCCUUCAAAAUAAAAUACAGGUGUUCUACAAACCACCGAUUUAAUAUGAGAAAACUCUAUUUUGCAAGACAGAUACGGACAUCGAUUAUCUUUCCUUGUUCCAAAUGUGAAUCGGCACGGUCCUUAGUCUUUGCUUGCUCCCAGCUUCUUGUCGUUGCCAUGCUUCUUCCCCAUUCCAACUCCAAUGAAUUUGCCAGUUCUUUUGUCAAUUGUUUUUAUGAGUAGCAUUGAAUUACACUUCAUCCAGCCUUCUCGUGGCUUCUUCCAUCCUUCAUUUCUAGUGAGGACAGUGAUAUUCUUAUUCAUUUAUGUUUUCUCCAGACACACUUGUAACCAUUCCUCUGUAUUAAUUAACCUUUACAUGCUGCA
Messenger RNA from Arabidopsis lyrata subsp. lyrata, 3426 nucleotides. Its product is annotated as cyclin-dependent kinase G1. The transcript is spliced from 2 exons. The record is from RefSeq and is a predicted model, not a curated record. Gene Ontology annotation, biological process: regulation of mitotic cell cycle; protein phosphorylation. Gene Ontology annotation, cellular component: nucleus. Lineage: Eukaryota; Viridiplantae; Streptophyta; Magnoliopsida; Brassicales; Brassicaceae. The coding region runs from base 465 to 2126 and encodes 553 amino acids. Gene Ontology annotation, molecular function: ATP binding; cyclin-dependent protein serine/threonine kinase activity.